Messenger RNA from Meloidogyne enterolobii, 1833 nucleotides. NCBI's taxonomy places the organism in Eukaryota, Metazoa, Nematoda, Chromadorea, Rhabditida, Meloidogynidae. The record is from the annotation of a GenBank genome assembly.
CAAUUUAUUUCUUCUCUCGACAUUUCCUCUACUACAAAUCCUUUAAUAGAAAUGCCUACUUCAAAAACAACAACAACAGCCCCAACAGAUUAUUUAAAUGAACAAUGGAAUAUUUACAACAAUUCUUCCUCUUCCCCAACAACAAAUUUAAAUAUUUCUUUAAUCGGCCAAUCCCCCUCUUCUGCUGUAUAUCCCCCUCCCCAACCACCUCCACCUCCAAUUUAUCCCCCUUCUCAAUAUACUUCUUUAAAUAUUUAUUCAAACAAUUUAUAUAUCCCCUCUUCUUCCCCUUCCUCCUCCUCUUCUUCAAAUCCCCAAUUUAGUCAAUAUUUACAGCAACAAUUAAUUGAUAAUAAUUCUUUAAAUUUAUCUUCAUAUCCCUCAGCUUUUCAAUCAACAAUUAAUUCAGUAAUUAAUAGUAGAGGGGAAGAAGAUCAACAAAAAUAUAUUGAAAUAAAUAAACAAUUAAAAAAUUGUAGAAAUAAGACAUCUUCGACUAAUGGAGAAUCUACAAAUAUAACAACAAAUCAAAGUCCCCCAAUACACAAUAUGGAGGAAUUAACCGUUCACGAAAUGCAAAAAAUUAAAAAUCAAGGAAGUUAUGGUCCAAAUAAGCCUCCAUAUUCCUAUAUUUCUUUAAUUUCUAUGGCUAUACAACAAAGUGAUCGAAAAAUGUGUACAUUGAGUGAAAUAUAUAAUUUUAUUAUGGCAUAUUUUGAAUAUUACAAAAAUCAUGGUCAGCGUUGUUCUUGGCAAAAUUCAAUUAGGCAUUCUUUAUCUUUUAAUGAUUGUUUUGUGAAAGUUCCUCGAACCCCCGACAGACCGGGCAAAGGUUCUUUUUGGACUUUACAUGCUUUGUGUGGGGAUAUGUUCGAAAAUGGAUGUUUUUUAAGAAGACAAAAACGUUUUAAACUUAGCAAAACUGAGAAACCUGAAAGGCAAAGAAGAAAUAAUAAAUUAAAUUUGGGGGGAGAAAAGAAGGCUAACAACAAUUUAAAUAAACAGAAAAAACAACAAAAAAAUUUUAAUUCUUUAAUUUUGACUGAACAAAAAUUAAAAAAGGAAAUAUUAGACUCUUCCGAUUUAAAACCUUUAAUUCAAACAAAUAUAUUAGAACAUCAACACCAACAACAAUUAAUUGGAGAAGAAGGAAAUAAUAAUAAUUUAAUAUUAGAUAUUAUUGGAGACAAUAAUGAAGAAGAAAAAUAUUCAAAAAUAAAUAAAAAUAAUAAUUUUACUAAUUUAAUUAAUAGAGGAAGACAAGAAGAAAAUACAAAUAAUUUACAGCAACAAAUUGAAAUAUUUAAUAAUAAUAAUUUUGAAUUAGCUAAUUUAACACAAAUUCAAUGCCCCUCAAGUUCUUCUGAAAUUUUACAAGGAAAUAAUUUGUGUGGAUCUCCUUCGGUUAUUUCUUCUAUUGGAGGGGGAGGGGGACAAUUAUUAUCUUCUUCUUCUUCAAUUUAUUGUCACCAAUUCCCAAAUUCCUCAGCAACAGCUAUAAUCCACCCAACACCAAUAACUACACAACAACAACAACAACAAUUUCCCCAACAAUUUUAUUCUUCUUCAAAUAAUUUAAAUUGUGCAAGUCCUCAACAAUUAAUUAAUUCUCAACAACAACAAUUAUUUAACCCUCAACCUUUAGUUAAUAUUCAUUUAAAUUUUAAUCAGCAACUUGUUGACUAUCAAGUGUUAUCUUCUAAUUUUCCACAAGAAUAUACAAAUGCUUCAAUGAUGUAUAGUGGUGGUAAUAUAUCUGGGGGAGGGGGGCAAACAACACAGACAAUUUAUAAUGGAAAUACAAUGAAUCCAAAUUCGGCAACAAACCUCUGA